Messenger RNA from Medioppia subpectinata, 1225 nucleotides. Lineage: Eukaryota; Metazoa; Arthropoda; Arachnida; Sarcoptiformes; Oppiidae. The record is from the annotation of a GenBank genome assembly.
GAUAGUCCGCCACCGAAAGGACGUCCGGCGCGCGGCAGAGGGCGAGGGAGGGGUCGACCGCCCGGACGGCCGGCGAAGAAGGGGGCGAAGAAGAAGAACGACAAGACCACCAAAAAACAGGCCAUCGAUGACAAGAAGUCGUCGGCGAAGUCGUUGGACACGGAUCUCACCGAUGAUACUAAACGUCGACAUCAGGUGUCGGCCGACACUCUCCUCAAUGUUAAGAGCGAAUCAAUUGAAUUUGAUGAAAACCUGGCCUCAGAUCUGGUAGUGAGCGCACCGUCGAUGACGCCAUUCGUCAGUCCCAGCGCUAAGCCUUUGCACCGAAACGAAGCCCUGAACUGGAAAUAUAGGGUUAAUCUGAUCGGCGAAAAGGUGGUCAACCCUCGCAUCCAUUGCUGCGACAAAUGUCUGCUACCGAUCCUCGUCUACGGGCGUAUGAUCCCGUGUAAACACGUGUUUUGUCUGAGUUGUGCGAAACAAUACGAGAGUCUGUGUCCGCGUUGUGGCGAUAAAGUGCUGAGAGUAGAGAAGUCGGGUUUGGGAACAGUUUUCAUGUGUCAGACCGACUCAUGUAAGCGCACAUAUCUGAGCCAACGCGACCUUCAGGCGCACAUUCAACACAGACAUAUGCGGAGACCGCCCGCCGGCACCGCCCAAGCCGUAGCCCUCAACGCGUCCAACAUCUCAAACGUGAUAAUACCGGCGCCAGUCAUGAAAGAAGUGGCGAACGCGCCCUCAUCUGUGGUCAUCACCGGUUCGCGACUCUCCUCCUAUCAGAACAGCUCAUUCCAGAGUCCAAUACCAGUGGUCUCUUCGCGCGGCUCUAAUCUCAUAACAGUUCCCAUUCAGGACGAGGUAAGCAGUGGUGGUCUCAACCCUCACAGCCCUUCCAUCACUGGUCAGUCCUCAUCACUGCUUCUGUCUCCACAACAGCCCGUCUCUACGUAUGUCUCGCAACAGCCGUACGGACACCACAACCUUCAGUGGCCAUCCGUUUCGCCCAACAGUACGUUCAACACGUAUAGAGCGCCGGCGCCCACACAAUGGCCUCCCAUUAACCCAUACGGCAAUCCAUACAACAGACCUUAUUAUCCACAAUGAAUGCAUUCAUGCAAACAGUUUGAUAAAUAUUUUGCAUUUUAUUUGUUAAUUAUAUAAUUUUGUGAUCAAAAUUUUUAUAAAAUUAAUCCAAAUAAACAUUAAAUAAUUAUUUCAAAUCAAA